GAAGGUCGUCUCCAGAGCCUUCAACCUCCAGAGGGGGAGAAUUGCAGAGAAAGUCGGCUGACUGCCCCUCUAAAGUCUCUAGAGAAAAUGGCUGCAAGCCCUCAAACCAAGCUCUUGACCAGCCAAAGGGGAUCCCUGGUGUGUUCGGUCACUUUGGCACCAAUGACUGCAAAGAGUGACACCAAGAUGUCCAUAUGCCUAGGGACCCACGUAAUGCCUAGGGACCCAUGGGGCCCAGGCUGGGGAAUGGGCACCACUGUCGGUACCGUCUCUACAAAAUUGGUGCCAACAAAAAGAUCCUUGGCAUGGAGCACUUCAAAACAGCUCCAGUUGGAAUGAGCCGCACAUAAAAGGCCGUCGGUACCGAGUCAGCAUCAACAACAGUCCCUGACAGCAUCGACCACAGUCAUAUCACCGGAGUUCUGCUUCUCUGGUUCCUCCACAACCAUAAGGUCCCGAGAGUCCUCACUAUUCGGUACCCAGGCUCCAGCACCGAGCCCAUCUCGGUCCCCAGAACUACCAUCAGCACCGGGGCGUUCACCUCCAGCGCCCUUAUCAGCCCCACCCUACUCCAGCGGGGAGUCAGACAGUGACCAGAAGGACCGCUUGUCUCUGGUCUUACGUCACAACCCUCUGUUUAAGCAUCUGAGACCUACACAGCUGCAUCCACGCUGAGAUCCCCAAUCUUCCUGGUAUGGUCAUCUGUGGGUAGUGCCACCCAUGCCCUUCCCCUUCGGUGGCCUUGCUGGGAUCCACGGGCAGCCUACAAGCCCCACACCUCUCGGGGAUCUAGAAUCUCCCACAGAGAGUCCACCAGAUGAUCCCCUCUGGACCCUGUAUCCAGAGCCCCAGAGGCUUGGGAAGAAACUUUCAAGCAACAGGAGGCCAGACUAGAGGUGAACACCACUCCACCAAUGAACAUCUCCUCUUCACCUGAUGAGGUGGUGAUGCCCCCUCCUCCAUCAUUAGCUGAUGAUUUUAAGCUUUUCCAAGAGGGUGGCUAAGGCUCUGCAAACUCCCUUCAAGGAAGUGAAAGACUCACACCACAAAUUGCUGGACAUACUGCACACCUCUUCCUCUUCCAGAAUUGCCCUCCCAGUCAAUGAGGUGCUUUUAGAUCCUGCCACGGCCAUCUGGCAGACAUACCUCUAUUGCAUCAACCUGCAAGAGGGCAGACAAAAAUGUUUCGUGCCCCCCAAGGAGGCCGAUUAGGCAGACUAGAUUAGACCUGUUUGCCUACAUAGCAGCCAAGGACUGGAAUGCUUAAAGGGGACUUUGUUUGGCUUCUUGUUAACCAGUGUGGUGCUACAAAAGCUUGAUUGAUAUUGGUUUCGUGACUCUAUUAUAGAUUAAACCACCAGUUCUGGAGGAGUGCAAGCCCUUUUUCUUGCAGUCUGCCCUGAGUGUGGCAUUCUUAGAGUGGCCUAUCCGGGCACCCAGGCACAGCUUCCAAAGUUGGUGCAAUUCCAAACGUGGCUCCCACAUCUUCCUCCCUCCCUUUGAUCCUAGAUUCUAUUCUAGGUCUCAGAAGGUCUGGUCUCUCUCUUAGCUCGCAGUUAAAGUACAUCUAGUGGGCAUAGCAACUUUUCACCAUCAGGUGGACGGACACUCAGUAUUCGCCCAUCCAGCAACACGCAGAUUCCUCACGAGCGUGAGAAACCUCUUCCCACAGGUCGGAUCACCCACUCCAACAUGGGACCUCAGCUUGGUUCUGAAAACUAACUAGAACACCCUUUGAACCCAUGGCCACUUGCUCCCUCCUACAUCGGUCCGUGAAGACAGCAUUCCUUGUGGCCAUUACCUCAGCACGGCAGAUGUGGAAAUAGCAGUGUUGUUGGCACAGCUGCUGUUCACCGUCUUCUUUAAGGACAAAGUCACCCUGAGGCACGUCCCAUGCUCCUACCCAAGAAAGAUCCAGAGGCACCACAAUAUCAGCUCAAAGGCUCUCAAAAUGGGUCUCCGGUUGCACUAACCACUGUUACCAUGUGUGUAACCUGCUGCCCCGUCAGGAAGCCGCAAGCACUCCACGAGAGCUGUUUCUACCUUGGUUGCGUUUCCAACCUGGGUUUCUGCUCAUGCUUUCGCGGAACACUACGCAAGUACUCGGGACUCGGCCUCUCAUACCAUCUUCAGUUCCUCAGCACCAUCGUCAGUAACAGACUCCAGCCCGAAGCCCCAGCCCGCCAUGGGGGAUACUGCUGGGAAGUCACUGCGGUGGAGCACCCAUGGGGACACUACUCAAAGAAGAAGAGGACGUUGCUCACCUUGUGCAGUAACGAUGUUUUUUUUGAGAUGUGUGACCCCUAUGUGUGUUCCACCACCCACCCUCCUCCCCCCGACUUCAGAGUUCUCGACGAGGGGCUCUGUGGUAGAGAAGGAACGGAGGGUGGUUUGCCCACGCAGCGCUUGAUGGCCUCCAGGCAGGCCACAAGGGAGGGAGAGCGCAUGUGCAGGCUGAACAAAUGCUGCUACCUAGGUUCUCUGAUUAGAGGCGAAGAGACCCAGAUACAUCUACAGUGGAGCACCCAUAGGGAUCCUACUCGGAGAACCAUUGUUAUUGCACAAAGGCCGGAGUCCCCCAGGUUGACAAGUGACACUCUGUCAAAGAUCAAACAAGAGGAGGAGCCCCAUGUGCAGGAUCAAGGGGCCUUGGAGGAAAGUAAAAUCCCAACAGACCCACCACACUGCAGCCCAGAUGUUCCUCAUGGCUUCCCACCAAUCCUAACCAACUGCAGGCACUUAAUCCCUCCCAUCACCCAUCCUUCCUCCGAGUGUUCGGAGGAGUCAUUGAAGCAGAGCUGGUCUCCUCCUCUUCCCUCUGACGAAGCUGAUGAUGAGGGGAUUGUGAUCAAAACCGAGGUGCAGCAAGUGGAGGAUGUGCCAGGGACGUCGCUGGAAAGAGCAAAAGAGGAAGCUGUCCUGGGAUCCUGGGAGCAUGUCCAGGACCCUGGGGUGGAACUUUCUGAAAACCUGAAGGUGCCGGGGACGAUGUUGGGAGGAUUUGAAGAGGAGGAUUUCCAGGAUCCUGGGGAGGUAACAGCCCAGGAGGUUGCGUGCAGCUCAGUAACACAGCAGAGAAGCCACGCAGAGAGCAGGACAGUGACCUCCGCUCACCGAGGUGGGGCUCUGAUCCACCACCAGAGAAAGAGCACUCGGGAGAGACUGUUUGUGUGCGCAGUGUGUGGGAAGAGCUUCAGGCUGAAGAUAAAUCUCAUCAUCCACCAGAAAGGCCACGCAAACGAGCUGCUGUACGAGUGCGCACACUGUGGGGAAAGUUUCAGAGCCAAGCAGAAAUUUCUGCUGCAUCUGCGACACCAGACAGCUGCGGGGGCCUGUUUGCUCUCUGCUCCUCAGGAACGCUCAAGCCAAGCAGCUCCCCCUGAGUCCCAGCCCCGAAGCCAGACGGACGACGGUUCCAGCGGUAUCACCAAACGGCUCAAGAGGCUGGGUCACAAAUCGAGUCUGAGCAAAUACCAGCCGCCUCGUGUGCAAAGGACGUACACGUGCAGGGAAUGCAUGGAGCACUUCUCUAAGAGGAGGUGUCUCGUCGUGCACAAAAGGAUGCACACCGACCGCAGCAAGGGGUCGCUCAUACUGUGUCCAUACUGCAGCAAGAGCUUCACCCGUCCCUCUGACCUCAUCCGGCACCAGAGGAUCCACACUGGGGAGCGGCCCUACCAGUGUGCCCAGUGUCACAAAACCUUCAACCGGCACCACCACCUCGUGGACCACCAGAAAAUCCACACGGAGAGAGAGAGGCCCUAUCAAUGCAGCGAGUGCGGGAAAGCCUACAUCCGCAGGCAGCACCUCCUCAAGCACAAACACAGCCACAGGAAGAAGAAAUCGUAACAGGCGAGAGAGCCGGUCUGCAGAAACACUGAGGGGUCAGCGGGGCAAUCUGCAUGAGGGAGAUGCUGAAUGGCUCAACGGCUUCCAGUCGGAAUAGCUGCUUCUGGCCUGCCCGCGUUUACGGCCAGCCAAGCUGGGGGGCUGCAUAGGUGUAGCCAAGGGGAGGAUUGGUCUUUGAUUUUUAAUGAGCUGCGGCCAAUUCACCUGGGAGACUAGGGUGUCUGUUGAUUUCACCUUAUCCUGCUAAGGCAAUUAAGGCUAAGCCAUGGUGCAUCAGUGUCGAUGGUAAACCCAGGCGUGACAACCCAGGCAGAUUUGUUCCUGGAUAAGAGGUUUCAAUAAAGCGACUGCACUGCAGCAGGAUGUCAUGUUCACAGGAACAUGAACUGGCAGCAAAUGAAUAUUGAAGUGAAAAGCUCCGGUUUUAAUGGGACAAUACAAAUGGAUGGAGUGUGGCGAUGGGCAGCUCACGGCAGCGGAGAAGGGACUCCUGUGUUCAGCGUUUAAUACGUGUCAGUAUUUAAACAGAUUCCAAAGCCGGGCGGGCACAUUGGGGUCACCUGGUCUGACCACCCUGUAUAACGCACACCACGUGACUUCGGCUGAAAUAGAGCAACUCUUUUUUUUUACAAAAAAUA
This is a messenger RNA of Gopherus evgoodei (Goodes thornscrub tortoise), 4487 nucleotides long. Its product is annotated as zinc finger protein 774-like. Gene Ontology annotation, biological process: regulation of transcription by RNA polymerase II. Gene Ontology annotation, molecular function: RNA polymerase II cis-regulatory region sequence-specific DNA binding; DNA-binding transcription factor activity. The transcript is spliced from 5 exons. NCBI's taxonomy places the organism in Eukaryota, Metazoa, Chordata, Testudines, Testudinidae. The record is from RefSeq and is a predicted model, not a curated record. The coding region runs from base 1894 to 3849 and encodes 651 amino acids.